This is a messenger RNA of Vespa mandarinia (Asian giant hornet), 420 nucleotides long. RefSeq lists its product as uncharacterized. The record is from RefSeq and is a predicted model, not a curated record. NCBI's taxonomy places the organism in Eukaryota, Metazoa, Arthropoda, Insecta, Hymenoptera, Vespidae.
AUGAUGUUGGGUGUCACGCUGAUCUUGUUACUUAUCACUUCGCUAUUGAACUUAAGUGAGGCUGGACAUGGAGGAAAGCAUCAACAUGUGGUGAUCCAUGUACCAUAUAAAAUCAAACACAUAUACCACACCCAUACAAUAACAAAACAUAUACAUCACGGAGGUGGAGGAGGUGACAAAUACGAAGUUUUGGGCUAUACGGUCGGUCAUCCGAUCGAUUUGGGAGGUCAUGGAGGUGGUGGAGGUGGUGGACAUGAUUUCGGUGGUGGCGAUUAUGGAGGUGGUCACAUUGAAGUUGGAGGCGGCGGCUAUGGAGGCGGAGGAGGACAUGGUGGAUGGGAAGAAAGCGGAGGUGGCUACGAUCUAGGUGGUGGAGGCGGUGGUUAUGGUGGGGGUGGUGGUGACUGGGGUGGUCACUGA